AUGAUGAUCGGCUUCUUGGUCUAUUAUUUCCUUCUUUCUCUUGCGUUCUUCUUCACUCUCAACCUCUUCGUUCGAAAUAAGAACUUCAAAAACAUCCCACCCGGUCCCCCUUCUCUUCCCAUUUUCGGCAACCUCCACCAACUGAAAAAACCACUUCAUCAAGACUUUCAUCGGAUUUCUCAGCGACAUGGUCAAAUCUUUUCUCUUUGGUUUGGCUCUCGUCUCUUUGUGAUUGUCUCGUCACCGUCAGCAAUCCAAGAAUGCUUCACCAAAAACGACAUCGUCCUGGCAAAUCGGCCCCGCUUUCUCACCGCUAAGUAUUUCUCUUACAACUGCACCACCUUACUAUCGACUCCCUACGGCGACCACUGGCGCAACCUCCGCCGCAUCACCGCGCUUGAGGUGCUCUCGAAUCACCGUAUCAACAAAUUCUUGGAAAUGCGAAGAGACGAGAUGAAGCGCCUGGUGCAAAAACUUGCUCAAGACUCACAUAAUAAGGAUCAGUUUGCCAAAGUGGAGAUGAAAUCAAGAUUUGCAGAGUUGACCUUUAACACUAUGAUGAGAAUGGUUUCUGGAAAAAGGUAUUGGGGAGACGACAACGAGGUUGGGGAUGUGGAGGAGGCCAGAAAGAUUCGACAGAUUAUAAAGGAAUUGGUGUCUCUAGGAGGGGUAAAUAACACUGCAGACUUCUUGCCCAUACUUAGGUGGUUUGGUUUUGGUCACUUGGAGAAGAGGUUCAAGAGUUUGGCCAAGAGAAUCGAUGGGUUCUUUCAAGGACUUAUUGAUGAGCAUCGAUAUGAAAAACAGAGAGCAAACACUAUGAUCGAUCAUCUUUUGAGUCUCCAAGAAUCACAGCCUGAGUACUAUACUGAUCAGAUUAUUAAAGGCCUCAUUUUGGUCAUGGUUUUUGCCGGAACGGAUGGUGCAGCUGUGACUUUAGAAUGGGCAAUGUCAAGUUUAUUAAACAAUCCUCAUGUGUUGGAAAAAGCAAAGAAAGAAAUAGACACACAUAUAGGGCAAGAACGAUUAAUAGAUGAGCCAGACAUCUCAAAGCUACCAUACUUGCAAAACAUUGUCUCUGAAACACUUCGUUUGCAUCCUGCCGCACCAUUGUUGGUUCCUCAUGAGGCUUCGAAUGAUUGCACCAUUGCUGGAUAUAAUGUUCCUCGUGGAACUAUUGUGUUAAUCAAUGCUUGGGGAAACCAUAGAGAUCCCCACUUAUGGAGUGAUCCAACAAGUUUUAAGCCAGAGAGGUUUGAAAAAGAAGGAGAGGUAAACAAGCUAAUUCCAUUUGGAUUAGGAAGACGAGCUUGUCCUGGAGCAAGUUUAGCUCAACGAACAAUAGGCAUGACCUUGGGCAUGUUGAUUCAAUGUUUUGAAUGGAAACGGGUGAGUGAGGAAGAAAUUGAUAUGACAGAAGGAGCAGGAGCCACCAUGCCAAAAAUUAUUCCUCUAGAGGCCAUGUGCAGAGCACGUCAUCCAAUUAUUAACAUGCUUUUUGGUUAA
Molecule: messenger RNA, 1506 nt
Organism: Neltuma alba
Lineage: Eukaryota; Viridiplantae; Streptophyta; Magnoliopsida; Fabales; Fabaceae
Product: cytochrome P450 81E8-like
Exons: 2
Coding region: 1-1506 (501 amino acids)
Molecular function (GO): iron ion binding; oxidoreductase activity, acting on paired donors, with incorporation or reduction of molecular oxygen; monooxygenase activity
Source: RefSeq, a predicted model, not a curated record